AUGUCAUCCUGGUUUAGAGGCCUAGGCUCCAGCUUGGGCCACUCCUUGGGUCAGGUGGGGGAAAGCUUGGCUUCCCUCACCAGCCAUAAGUCCAAGGUCCCCAAGGAUGAGGUUCUUGAUGAAUUCGCGGACGUAGAAGCAGGUUUACCUAGUUAUUGGAGAAAGAACAUUGAAGAUACCAAAUGGAUGAUCAGAUAUGACAAUGAAAGACUUAAAAACUAUUGUGCUGACCUGGAAGAAAGGUAUGCAGCAUCUAAGCUACGCAUCCAACAUCAAUCUGCAAAUUACCGAAAUGAAGUGGCACAGAAAGAAGUCGAAAUCAGGCAACUGAAAGCAAGACAGUUUGUACUAGAGGAUGCGUUGUUGCAACUGAAGUCAGCUGCCCAACCACUGCAUUCAGGAGCUGGUGGUGUACCAUCAACCACUGCCCCGUCUUCAUUCGGUCAUGACAUCAGUCACGGUUCAGCUUUUCCCGGUGAUGACAUGGACUUCAGUGACAUCAUUUCAGCACAACAAGAAAUCAACAGACUGUCAAUUAAAGUUUUGAGACUUGAAUCCGAAGUCGACCGUUGGAGCGCUAUUGCUCAGGCACAGCAAACACAUAAUUCAGAUCAAAGUGAAAUCUGCCAACUACAAAAUACUAUUAAGCUACUUGAACAAAACCAAAAUCAAGACCUUGAUAAUCACCAAGGUGAAAUUGCAGUUUUGCAGAAUGCACAUCAACAGAAACUGGCAGAGAUGAGUCGCCGGUAUCGAAGGGAACUAAAUGACUCUGAAGAAAGAAUUAAAACUGAAAAUCAGUUACAGCAAGGUGACUCGGGAGUAACAGUAACUGAUGAGUCUAAAAUCUGUGACUUGCAAAACACGAUUCAGGUUCUACAAAAUGAAAAACAAGAGUCUGCCAGGAAGAUCAAAGAACUUGAGGAUCAACUAAAAGACAUAAAUGAACAAUUAUCUUUGGCACAAAAUGACACAGAGGUCUUGAAGAGAGAAAAAGAGCAGCUCAGUGUGGAAAAGCAACAAAUAAUGGAACAGUGUGAAACCUUGAAGCUGGAAUGGAGUCAAUUGCAGCCUUCUGUGAUGGAGCAGAAAGAUGAGGAAAUUGGGAACAUGCAGAAAACCAGUGAACAAAUAAAAGCCCAGUUGAAGGAAGACACACACAACACUCCAGCAGACAACUCUGAUAGUUUCCAAAUAACAAAAGUUAAAAGUCUUCGUAUAGAAAACGGAAGUGAAAAACACGACCUGUGUAACCAUGAAACUGUAAAAGGAGUGAAAGGAAUCCAACAACAGGAACUUGAAAUUCAACUUGUAAAUGAAAAGACUAGGAUUUUAACCAACCAGAUUGAUCAGCUGUCUGAAGAUGAAGUUGGUCAACUCACUCAAACUAUCCCUCAAAAGGCUCUUCAGGCUAAAACUUAUUCAGGAAAACUUGAUAUGAUUCCACCCCAGCUCUUGGCUGCAUCAUCACGUACCUCCCAGUCAGCAGAGGUCCAAGAGCUGAGACAGUCACUGCAUGAAAAAGAGGCUACCAUUAGGAUGCUCCAGGAAAAUAACCACAGGUUGUCUUAUGCAAUUGCUGCGGCCACAGACAGAGAAAACAAAGGACAUGAAGAAAUGGAUUCCGAAAUUAAACAGCUCAAGGAAGAACAAGAUGUGUUAAAAACUUUACUGAAGGAAAAAGACCUCUUCAUCCAAGUCCAAAGUGAUCAGGCAUUGUUAUUACAGGAACGCUUGGAGAAAGCCAACCGUGUGUUGGAUUCAGCAACCAGACCUACACGACAGUUACAUCAAAAGGAAAAACAGAUUGAACAAAGUGAGCUCCCAGGAGAAAUAUUGGACAAUGCCCAAAAGGAAUGGAUGAACUCAGAAAAUGGCACCAAAGGAAAAGUGGACAAAGCCCUAAUGAGAAACCUGUUCAUUGGGCAUUUCCAGACACCGAAAAAUCAGCAUCCCAAAGUGUUAAGGUUAAUGGGAAGCAUCCUGGGCAUUCAAAAGGAGGAAAUGGAGCAGUUGUUGAGUGGAGAUGGUGGUGGUGUUACUAAGUGGAUAACGGGAUGGCUUGCAGGAGGAUCCCAAUGUGUCCCCAACACACCUGUGACACCAAAUGAGCAACCUGGGCUGAAGAGUUCUUUUUCAGAACUUUUUGUCCAAUUUCUGGAAACAGAAUCUCAUUCAUCCAUUCCAUCACCAAAACUUUCUGCUCAUGCCAUGAAGUCUCUAGACUCCAGAGGAAGGAGAAAGGAACGUGCAAAAAUACCAAGAAGUGUGACAGACGCAGCAGAAUUCAGAGCUGGUAAAAGAGAGGCUGUGAAUGCAUUCUUGGCACCGCGUUCUGCAGCUGUGCCACUGAUUAGCCUAGAUGGACUUGGACCUGGUGGACCUGGGAAUCUCCUUUUGAAUCCCAUCACAGACUUCAUGCCCACCUUUACACCAUUGCCAGUGUUGCCGAACAAUAGUGCCAGGGUUGUACAAAAGGACCUUUGAAAGCAAUUCAAAGUGAUUCUCAAGCCAGAAAUGAGUUAG
Messenger RNA from Marmota monax (woodchuck), 2526 nucleotides. Its product is annotated as thyroid receptor-interacting protein 11-like. Gene Ontology annotation, molecular function: small GTPase binding. The record is from RefSeq and is a predicted model, not a curated record. NCBI's taxonomy places the organism in Eukaryota, Metazoa, Chordata, Mammalia, Rodentia, Sciuridae. Gene Ontology annotation, biological process: Golgi organization; endoplasmic reticulum to Golgi vesicle-mediated transport. Gene Ontology annotation, cellular component: Golgi apparatus.